Cololabis saira (Pacific saury) is the source of this 1867-nucleotide messenger RNA. Its product is annotated as tripartite motif-containing protein 16-like. The coding region runs from base 3 to 1781 and encodes 592 amino acids. Gene Ontology annotation, molecular function: protein binding; procollagen-lysine 5-dioxygenase activity; zinc ion binding. The transcript has a single exon. NCBI's taxonomy places the organism in Eukaryota, Metazoa, Chordata, Actinopteri, Beloniformes, Belonidae. The record is from RefSeq and is a predicted model, not a curated record.
CGAUGGCGCAGCAGGAAAAUCAGCUCGACCAGGUUAAAUUCUCUUGUUCCAUCUGUUUGGAUCUUUUAAAGGAUCCGGUGACUAUUCCCUGUGGACACAGUUACUGUAUGAAGUGUAUUAAGGACUUCUGGGAUGAAGAGGAGAAGAAAAUCCCCAGCUGUCCUCUGUGUAGAGAGACUUUUACUCCGAGGCCGGUGCUGGUGAAAAGCACCAUGUUAGCUGAUUUAAUGGAGGACAUGAAGAAGACGGGACUCCAAGCUGCUCCUGCUGAUCACUGCUAUGCUGGACCUGAAGAUGUGGCCUGUGAUUUCUGCUCUGGGAGAAAACUGAAAGCUGUCAAGUCCUGUUUGGUCUGUCUGGCCUCUUACUGCCAGAAACACCUUCAACCUCACCAUGAUUCAUCUACAUUCAAGAAACACAAGCUGGUGGAUCCCUCCAAGAACCUGCAGGACAACAUCUGCCCCCGUCACGGUGAGGUGAUGAAGAUGUUCUGUCGUACUGAUCAGAAGUGUAUCUGCUAUCUCUGCUCUGUGGAUGAACAUAAAGGCCAUGACACAGUCUCAGCUGCAGCAGAAAGGACGGAGAGGCAGAGAGAGAUGGAGGUGAGUCGACAACAAAUCCAGCAGCAGAUCCAGGACAGAGAGAAAGAUGUGAAGCUGCUUCAGCAGGAGGUGGAGGCCAUCGAUCAGUCUGCUGAUAAAACAGUGGAGGACAGUGAGGAGAUCUUCACUGAGCUGAUCUCUCUCCUCCAGAAAAGAAGCUCUGAGGUGAAGCAGCAGAUCAGAUCCCAGCAGGAAACUGAAGUGAGGAGAGUCAGAGAGCUGGAGGAGAAGCUGCAGCAGGAGAUCAGUGACCUGAAGAGGAGAGACGCUGAGAUGAAGCAGCUCUCAGACACCGAGGACCACAACCAGUUCCUCCACAGCUGCCCCUCACUGUCACCACUCAGUGAGUCCACACACUCCUCCAGCAUCAGCAUCCGUCCUCUCACACACUCCUCCAGCAUCAGCAUCCGUCCUCUCACACACUCCUCCAGCAUCAGCAUCCGUCCUCUCACACACUCCUCCAGCAUCAGCAUCCGUCCUCUCAGGUACUUUCAGGAUGUGACAGCAGCUGUGUCAGAGGUCAGAGGUCGACUACAGGACAUCCUGAGAGACACGUGGACAAACGUCUCACUGGCCAUCACUGAGGUGGAUGUUUUACUGUCACAACCAGAACCAGAACCAACGAGCAGAGCUGGAUUCUUGAAGUAUUCAUGUGAAAUCACUCUGGAUCCAAACACAGUACACACACGGCUGUUACUGUCAGAGGAGAACAGAAAGGUAACUUGGAUGAACCAACGUCAGUCUUAUUCUAGUCAUCCAGACAGAUUCACUGAUCUUCAACAGGUCCUGAGUAGAGAGAGUCUGACUGGACGUCAUUACUGGGAGGUGGAGGCAACAGGUACAGUUGAUGUAGCAGUUUCAUACAAGAAUAUCAGCAGAUCAGGGGUGGGGUGGAAGGAAAGUGCAUUUGGAUAUAAUGACAAAUCUUGGUCACUACGUUGUUCCUCAGACAGUUAUGUAUUUUGGUACAACAACAUCCACACCUCCGUCUCAGGUCCUCAGAGCUCCAGAAUAGGAGUUUACCUGGAUCACAGAGCAGGAGUUCUGUCCUUCUACAGCGUCUCUGGAACCAUGACCCUCCUCCACAGAGUCCAGACCUCCUUCACUCAGCCGCUCCACGCUGGAGUCUGGGUUUGUGGCACUGUUGGAAACUCAGCUGAGUUCUGUAAACUCAAAUAGACUUAUUUACUCUUCAUGUUUUUAUUUCAGUUUUUCUUUAUUUUAUUUCCUUCUCAGAGACGAUCGUCUCAAACUCUGAUGGAUAG